UCCUCAGUUAGCGGGACGAUGCCAUCUUCCCAGUGGGAAAAUCAGUCAUCUCUUCCCGAUUUUCAGAGUUGCACAAUAUACACACCAUCAGUAACAUCCGAGAACACAGAAAUUUGGGAGCCGACGGCAGCCCCUCGACCGCCGCAAAGUUCUAGACUAGUCGCUGGAAAGUCUUACAUCAUUCAAUCGGUUCUGAGCGGCCAGGUCAUAACAUUCUGGAACGGGAAGGUAGUCUUGGUUCCCUGGAGCGGCCAAGCGACACAGCACAUAACCCGUUGGCAAUGUGUCGAUGAUGGCGGUUGGUUCGGAUUCCGAGAUCCGAUAUCUUAUGGGCUGAUGGCCUUCAGCGGAAGCCAUAUUUGCUGUAGGGAACAAAACCAAGAAUCAGAGACAACAAAAUUCCAUGUCAGAGAGGUGGGAGACCGGACAUAUCAUCUGCUCAUGCCCUGGAGAGUUUCUUACAGCUACUCAUCUUUAAAUCUCCGCCCAAUCGGUCAAUCAUUGAGUGGCAAUACGGUUGAAUUACGACUGGUGGAGCGCAGUUCCAGCGCACUCGAAUGGAGAUUCAUCGAAGUUGACCCUCUCGUUCCAAGCAACUCUCUUGUCGUCCCGAGCAACUCUUUCGUUGUUCCGAUCGUCUAUGCUUGUUGGUCGUUUUUUGUACCUCUUAUUUUAAGUUUCAUUGUUUUUAUGCUUUUAUUCGAGGGAUCAUCCACCGAAUUAUUGAGACCACAGCACAAUGUGUAUUGGAACCCGAGAAACCCGUACGUAUAUAGAUAUUACAGAUAG
Periconia digitata is the source of this 789-nucleotide messenger RNA. Lineage: Eukaryota; Fungi; Ascomycota; Dothideomycetes; Pleosporales; Periconiaceae. The record is from the annotation of a GenBank genome assembly.